GCGAACAAUACUUUCAUCGUAAGGAUCUUCGCUCGAGCAGUCAGCGGCUCCAGUGUGUCGUGCUAUCGCUGUGGAUCAGGAGGUGCUUUGAACACACGCGCGCGCGCACUCACAUACAGACCGUGGCUACAGGUACAUCCACUACACGCCGUAUUGCCUGAAAGCCGACCGACGACCAUGACCGGGUCGGACGACAACAACGGCGAUUCGGACAAUUCCGGCGCCGGGGUGGGCGACGACAGCGACGGAAGGGCCCGGCAUCGCAACCAGAUUUCGGCCAGGGCGUUGCUGACCUCCGCUGCCGCGACGCUGCUGUGGUGCGUACUGUUGGCAGCCUUCGUGCCGCAGCCGCAUGCUGUGGCCGGAGCUCAGCUGUACACGAACACGUUCGCUGUGAGGCUACACGGCGACGUCCGGGACCGUACCGGGCACGUAGACGAGGCGGUGGCCCACAGGGUUGCCAAGAGGGCCGGCAGUGGGUUCGAAAACGUCGGCAAGAUUCGUGGUACUAAAGAUGAAUUCCAAUUUGUGCAUCAUGGAUUACCAAAAAUACGUGGCCGCCGUUCUCUACCUUCAGUUUUACUAUUGAAGAAGGAUCCAUCAGUUAAGUCUGUUCAUCAGCAACCGGGAUUCAAGAGAGUGAAACGUGGGUACAAAGCAUAUAUCCCAUCUUUAUACUUGAAUAGAGAUGAAUUUAUUGCAAGUCAAUAUAGAGAAUAUUCUGGUAAACCAAUUGAAAUCGAUGACGAUCUGGAUCGUUAUGGCAAGUUACCAAUGGAUCCAUUAUUCAAGGAGCAAUGGUAUCUGAGAAAUACAGGACAAAACGGUGGUAAACCAAAAUUGGAUUUGAAUGUACGAGCCGCUUGGGCUCAAGGAGUAUCAGGCAAGAACGUAACUACAGCUAUAAUGGACGACGGAGUGGAUUAUACACACGAAGAUCUAAAAUAUAAUUACAAUGCACGAGCUAGCUACGAUUUCAGUUCAAAUGAUCCCUAUCCAUAUCCGAGGUAUACCGAUGAUUGGUUCAACAGCCACGGUACACGUUGUGCCGGGGAAGUUGCAGCUGCACGUGAUAAUGGUGUUUGUGGUACCGGUGUUGCAUAUGACUCAAAAAUCGCCGGGAUCCGGAUGCUCGAUCAACCGUACAUGACAGAUCUUAUCGAAGCGAAUAGUAUGGGCCACGAACCAGAUUUGAUUGAUAUUUACAGUGCUUCUUGGGGACCUACGGACGAUGGAAGAACAGUCGACGGGCCUCGUAACGCCACUAUGAGGGCUAUAGUCCGCGGAGUCAAUGAAGGUCGUCGUGGGAAGGGUAAUAUAUACGUGUGGGCUAGCGGUGAUGGUGGAGAGGCUGAUGACUGCAACUGUGAUGGAUAUGCUGCUAGUAUGUGGACGAUAUCGAUAAAUUCAGCUAUAAACGAUGGACAAAAUGCUCAUUAUGAUGAAAGUUGUUCAAGCACACUAGCAUCAACUUUCAGCAAUGGUGCCAAAGAUCCUAAUACUGGAGUAGCGACUACAGAUUUGUAUGGUAAAUGUACUAAAUCUCACAGUGGAACAUCUGCUGCCGCACCUGAAGCUGCAGGCGUGUUCGCUUUAGCCCUGGAAGCAAACCCCGAUUUGACUUGGAGAGAUAUACAGCAUUUGACCGUAUUGACUUCAAAACGGAAUUCUUUAUUUGAUGCCAAACAUCGAUUUCAGUGGACAAUGAACGGCGUGGGCUUGGAAUUUAAUCAUUUGUUUGGCUUUGGGGUGCUUGAUGCUGGAGGUAUGGUCUCACUUGCCCGACAAUGGCAUACUGUACCCGCUAGAUAUCAUUGCCAAGGAGGAUCACAUACAAAAAUCAGGAAAUUUACAACUAAGUCAGGCAUAAUACUGAAAUUGAAUACUGAUGCAUGCCGUGACACCGAUACCCAUGUGAAAUAUCUGGAACAUGUACAAGCUGUAAUUACACUCAAUUCUACAAGACGUGGUGACGUUGAACUUUUUUUGACAUCUCCGAUGGGCACAAGAUCGAUGAUAUUAAGUAGAAGGCCUAAUGAUGACGACCGAAGAGAUGGAUUUACAAAAUGGCCAUUUAUGACAACGCAUACAUGGGGUGAAUAUCCCUGGGGCGAAUGGAUACUCGAGGCGAAAUUCAAUACACCGAAUCAGUUUUCACAAGGUACUAACGGCGGCGGGACACAGACGAACAAUGGACAGGCAUCUAGAGCGAACUCCGGGUUGACAGCUAAAGGGGACGGGUCGUCGGCAGACCGGGAUUCAGGCGGAGAAGAGGGAGAGGAAGACGAUUACGAAACAGUGCACACGGGUUUCCUGAAGGAAUGGACACUGAUGCUGCACGGAACCCGGGAACCGCCGUACAGCCAACUGUCCGUCCGAGAUCCCCAUUCUAAAUUGGCAAUUGUCAAGAAAGCGCACACCAUAGCUGGACCCGACACUACCGCAUCACCGCAGAAGCAGAGCGCAUAUUAGGUUUACAGAAGCUGAAAUUAAGACACCAAUGAAAUAAUCAAUACGGGAAUAUCGCGAUUGUCAUUUACAAACAUAUACAAUUAUUAAUCUAUUAUUAUAAUAUUAUAUACAUA
Molecule: messenger RNA, 2585 nt
Organism: Myzus persicae (green peach aphid)
Lineage: Eukaryota; Metazoa; Arthropoda; Insecta; Hemiptera; Aphididae
Gene: amon
Product: neuroendocrine convertase 2
Exons: 13
Coding region: 178-2472 (764 amino acids)
Biological process (GO): protein processing
Cellular component (GO): Golgi membrane; trans-Golgi network
Molecular function (GO): serine-type endopeptidase activity
Source: RefSeq, a predicted model, not a curated record